AUGUGGACAGCAAACACAGAAGGUAGACAGCAAACACAGAAGGUUGACAACAAACACAGAAGGUGGACAGCAAACCCAGAAGGUGGACAACAAACACAGAUGGUGAAAAGCAAACACAGAUGUUGGACAGCAAAUACAGAAGGUGGCCUGCAAACACAGAAGGUGGACAGCAAACACAGAAGGUGGACAGCAAACACAGAAGGUGGACAACAAACCAAGAAGGUGGACAACAAAACCAAGAAAGUGGCCUGCAAACACAGAAGAUGGACAGCAAACCAAGAAGGUGGACAGCAAACACAGAAGGUGGACAGCAAACACAGAAGGUGGACAACAAACCAAGAAGGUGGACAGCCAACACAGAAGGUGGACAGCAAACACAGAAGGUGGACAGCAAAAACAGAAGGUGGCCUUCAAACCAAGAAGGUGGCCUGCAAACACAGAAGAUGGACAGCAAACACAGAAGGUUGGCAACAAACACAGAAGGUUGGCAACAAACACAGAAUGUGGACAGCAAACACAGAAGGCGGACAGCAAACACAGAAGGUGGACAGCAAACAAAGAAGGUUGGCAAAAAACCAAGAAUGUUGGCAACAAACCAAGAGGUGGACAGCAAACACAGAAGAUGGACAGCAAACCAAGAAGCUGAACAGCAAACCAAGAAGGUGGACAGCAAACACAGAAGGUGGACAGCAAAAACAGAAGGGGGCCUUCAAACCAAGAAGGUGGCCUGCAAACACAGAAGAUGGACAGCAAACCAAGAAGGUGGACAGCAAACUCAGAAGGUGGACAGCAAACACAGAAGGUUGGCAACAAACACAGAAGGUGGGCAACAAACACAGAAGGUUGGCAACAAACACAGAAGGUGGACAGCAAACACAGAAGGUGGACAGCAAACAAAGAAGGUUGGCAAAAAACCAAGAAGGUUGGCAACAAACCAAGAGGUGGACAGCAAACACAGAAGAUGGACAGCAAACCAAGAAGGUGAACAGCAAACCAAGAAGGUGGACAGCAAACACAGAAGGUGGACAACAAACACAGAGGGUGGCCUUCAAACCAAGAAGGUGGCCUGCAAACACAGAAGAUGGACAGCAAACCAAAAAGGUGGACAGCAAACUCAGAAGGUGA
This is a messenger RNA of Mizuhopecten yessoensis (Yesso scallop), 1125 nucleotides long. RefSeq lists its product as uncharacterized. The transcript has a single exon. The record is from RefSeq and is a predicted model, not a curated record. Bases 1 to 1125 code for a protein of 374 amino acids. Lineage: Eukaryota; Metazoa; Mollusca; Bivalvia; Pectinida; Pectinidae.